Molecule: messenger RNA, 1896 nt
Organism: Daphnia pulex (common water flea)
Lineage: Eukaryota; Metazoa; Arthropoda; Branchiopoda; Diplostraca; Daphniidae
Product: lactosylceramide 4-alpha-galactosyltransferase-like
Exons: 2
Coding region: 127-1347 (406 amino acids)
Biological process (GO): glycosphingolipid biosynthetic process
Molecular function (GO): hexosyltransferase activity
Source: RefSeq, a predicted model, not a curated record
AAACAGUUUUGGGAAAAAGCAACCCAAUAAGUGGCGUAGCUUCAAGGAAGAAAUAAUAUAUGUAUUAGCGAAAGCGUAGGCCUAUAGAUUUGUAAAAAUUCGACGUGAAGAAAAUCAUCAAUCCAAAUGGCGUCACUUGCCAAUUACUACAUUUGGAAUAGACUAUUGUCAUUGAGUUAUCUGAGACCAGGUAUUCGGCUUGUGCACCUUGUAGUCCUAUUCGUGUGUUUUGUCACGUUUUUUUUAUUUUUGAUCGUGUUUUUUAACUGGAAAGUCGUUUCCGUUUGGUCAAGUGAACGGUUCAACACUCGAGUUCAGCAGAAAGUAUCGAUUGAUACAAAAGUUGAUCACAGUCAAUGUUGUGUGUCUCCCGGUAGUUCGAAAGAUAUUUGCGGCCAAUCCAAUUGCACUUUUCCAUCGUGUCCAGCCGCAUCUCCUCAGACUUUAAAUCAGUUGAAGCCCAACAGACACAACGCAUUUUUCCUGGAGACAUCCGGCAACGGCAAAUUUCUGAACAUCCGCCAGGCCUGUGCCGUCGAGUCACUGGCCUUUCACAAUCCAAAUUUGACCGUCAACGUCCUUUUCAUGAUGGACAACACAUCAACACACAGCAAUGGAAUCAAUCGAAGCAAAGUGCUGCCAGCCGAAACUAAUCUCGAAAAAUUAAAGGAGAAAUACACCAACAUUGAGUUCAUAACUCUCAAUUUGGACGACUACGUUGCCGGGACUCUGCUGGAGAAAUGGUAUCACUGCAACGACUGGAGGAAAGGGCCGUAUCACGUCGCCCAUCUUAGCGAUGGACUCCGUCUUUUGACACUGCACAAAUACGGCGGAUAUUAUUUCGACCUGGAUAUCAUCUUUGUAAGACGAGUCACUUACUACCAUAACUUUGUUUCUGCGGAAGCGAGUAAUGGUUUGUGCAACAACGCCAUUCAUGUUGACUAUGGGCAUCCAGUUAUACAAUUGGCUGUUAGAGAUUUCCCCUUACAUUACAGGAAAGAAGCCUGGACACACAACGGGCCCGAUUUGUUGAUGCGAGUCAUGAAGACAUUUUGUGGGGAGGAGAACCUCAGCAAGAUGUAUUAUAUCACUUGCCGAGGGUUCAGCGUCUUACCCAUGCUGGCGUUCAAUUCCUUACAUUACAGCAGAUGGAAAGACCUAUUCAGUCAAAGGCCAACCAAUGAGACUCGAGCACCGAGUUGGAUCAGCAAAGAAAUCGUCGGUGUCCACAUUUGGAACAAGCUCAGCUAUAAUGAAACGGCGUACAAGAAUUCGACACAGGAAUACGUCCGACUGGUCAGGGACAAUUGUCCCGUCACCUUCUCCAUUGCACCCGAAACUUUUUAAUUUAAUUAUAAUACUUUUGCUGGUCUGAUGUCUUAUGCCUGUUUACUACUACUCCCACAGAAAUAUGUCCAAUUUCAAUAGUGGACAAUAUUAUAAUAUACCCCCAUUAUUAUAUUAUACCCCCCUCUUUUCUUAACUCUACCUUUUAACAUCACUAACUAUUUUACCGCGAUGCGGCAGACGGUUAAGCAACCCUUUUACCUGACGCUAAAUGAAUAGAAAAUAAGGCUGAUAGACAGAUUCUAUUAAUUGCCACUAUUCUGUCACGCCACCAUUUAAUUCUAGAACUCUUGCUAAUCAAGCGUUCGUAAAUUUCAUUUUGCGUUCCGUAAAAGGGUUGCUUAACCGUAUCCCGUUUCAUUACGCUUGACACCCUAUGUAGACCCAUUCCUUUGUUCGACAAGCAGACGGUUCUCGAACAAAGGAUUGGGCCUACACUGAGUGUCAAGCGUAAUAACAAUCUUAGUUCUGCUAUCGGCCGCUGUGGUGCGCAUCGGCGUAAACUGCGCACGAUUUUUUGCUCGACUACUACUUUUUCAUUGGAAUAAC